UCAAUUUUGGCGUCAUUCAGAGUCCGAUAUUUUUGCGUAAACUUGACGCUACUGAAAAUGUCUGAGAAAUUUGUUAUUUUCAAACAGAUAACAGAAGAUUACAUGUGUUUAUGGUAGUUGUGUGUAUCCCGCUGCUGAUUCAAUCCCUGACUCCCGUUAAAUCUCCAAGACAGCUUUUUUAUUUCAUCUAUCUUUGUUCCGUUCAGUUCAAUUUAAUGGAAAUGGCAUCCUCUUCCGUAGCCAGGCAAAAUCAAUCUCAAUUAGAAAACAUUUUUGAUGAGCUUGCACCUUUUUCAGCACCUAAAUCUACAGAGCCUUGGGACGUUUUUAUUAAUCACUGUGGACGUGAUGUGAAACACACAUUGGCCACCACCAUCUACCAUAAACUUCAUUCCAUUGGACUGCAUGUAUUUCUAGAUCUGGAAGCCCUUGAGGCUGGUGAUUCUAUUCCAGCAGAAAUACAACACGCUAUAGCUAGUGCUACCCUUCAAAUUGCCAUUUUUUCUCCGACGUAUGCCCAAUCCCCAUGGUGUUUGGCUGAGCUAUCUUCCAUGCUCAAAACUGGUGCAACAAUUAUUCCCAUUUUCUAUCAUAUUGAGCCCUCUGAUCUCAGAUGGAUUGAGUCAGGAAAAGGAAAAUAUGCUGAUGCAUUUUCAGAGCAUGAAAAGAAGGGCAGAUACACACCAGAAAAGCUUAAUGUGUGGAGAAGGGCACUCCGUGACAGUUCAUUCAUAUCAGGGUACACCAUCAAUAAUAACAAGGAUGAGGCCACAGUUUUGAAGAAUAUUGUGAAUUGUACAUUUCAAAUCAUGAAAAAAGUUCCAUUAUGGGUAGCCGAACAUCCACUUGGAUUGGAUGAGCUGAUACAAGGCUUCGAAUCAGUUGCAGGAGAAGAGAAAGUAAAAAUCAUGGGGAUCGCAGGCAUAGGAGGUAGUGGUAAAACCACAUUGGCCAAAGAGCUGUUCAACAGGAACUUUUCCUCUUUUGAGAGAUGCAGUUUCGUUUUCGAUGUGCGAGAUGCAGCAUCCAGAAAUGCUCUGUCUGACAAGCAGAAAAAGCUUCUGGCUGAUCUUGGUGUCCAUGAUUUGCCAUUCGACAGUGUAGACGAAGGCAAGAUCAUUCUUGCAAAUCGUCUGAGCUCUCAUCGAGCGCUCAUAGUGUUAGAUGACGUUGAUCACAUCGACCAACUAAAUGCUCUGUUACCCAAUAAAGACAACCUUGGAUCCCAAAGUAUGGUUAUUGUAACAACCCGGGAAUUGGGUGUCCUUAAAUCAUGGGGUAUCUCCAGCAUUUAUAAAAUGCCAGGACUUAGCAUGCCACAUGCUGGUCAGUUGUUCUGCUGGCAUGCUUUCUUGCAGCCCUUUCCACCUCCUGGAUUUGAAGUUCUGGUCCAGAAAUUCUUAAAGGCGUGCAAUAGCUUGCCUUUGUCACUGAAGGUAUUGGGGGCACAGUUAUAUGGGAAAAAGUCUAGAGAUUACUGGAAAUCCCAAUUAAAUAAGAUCUUAAGAAUAUUGCCUGGCGAAAUCAAAGAAAGGCUACAAGUUAGCUACGAUGCACUCGAUGAAGAAGAGAGAGAGAUGUUCUUGGAUGUAGCUUGUUUUCUCACUGGAGAAAAGAAAAGCAAGGCUGUAGCAGUGUGGGAUGGAUCGGGUUGGAGUGGCCUGCAUGGUAUAGAAACACUCCUGAAUAAGUGUCUUGUGGAGCUGUUCGAUGGGGACAAAAGAAUAAGGAUGCAUGAUCACCUUAGGGAUAUAGGAAGAGAGAUUGCAAGCAGACACUCACCAUAUCGGGUAUGGUUUACAGAGCAGAUUGUUAACAUGAAGAAACAUUCCAUGAAAAUAAAGUUGCUUCGAGGGAUACAACCUGCGGAUUCUUUUGUGGCAUUCAAAGAGUACAGACUUCAGUUCAUGGGAAUAUCAAGAAGAUCAUCUAAACGCCUUAGAUUCUCCAAUGGAUUGCAAAUUCUUUCUGUCAAAGGAAAUGAGUUUACAGAAGAAUUUGCACCAUUAUCAGAAGAUCUUGUGUGGCUUCGCUGGGAAGGUUUUCCCUUAAGGAGUCUCCCAUCAUGGCUUACAUUAAAAAAUUUAAGUGUUUUAGAGCUUCAUAAAGCUGAUGAGUUGGAAGAACUGUGGAAGGACAAUGUAGAACCUCCUUUGCAAUUGAGAGAGCUUAUUUUACUGGGUUGCCAAAAAUUGCAAUGGCUUCCAAGCUCAAUAAGAAGUCUUCGGUAUCUGAAAAGGCUUGUCGUUUACUUUCAUGGUAGCAGUUUGCCAGAAGAGCUCUGUGACCUCCAAUCACUGGAGUAUGUGCGAUUAUAUUCUCCAGUGCUAUCAUCGCUACCUACUGCUUUUGGCAAUUUAAUAAGUUUGAAGAAAAUAGAACUGCGGAAUUGUGAGCAGUUGAAUAUUUUGCCUGAUUCUUUCAAUCAGCUGAUACACCUGAAAGAUCUAAAUAUGAUAAGUUGUCAAAUGCUAUCUUCACUACCUAUUGAUUUUGGCAAUUUAAUAAGCUUGUGGAAUGUAGAUUUGUGGUAUUGCAAACAGCUGAGCACAUUGCCUGAUUCUUUCAGUCAGCUGAUACACCUACAAAUUUUAAAUUUAACAGGUUGUGAAAUGCUCUGUUCACUACCUGUUGGUUUUGGCAAUUUAACAAGCUUGCGGAAUGUAAGUCUGGGGAACUGCAAAAAGUUGAGCACCUUGCCUGAUUCUUUUAGUCAACUGAUAUACCUGGAAUUUCUAAAUUUAUCAGGUUGUGAAAUGCUAUCUUCAUUACCUGUUAGCUUUGGCAAUCUAAUAAGAUUGCAGAGUAUAAAUAUUGGCUCUUGCAUCCAGUUGAACACAUUGCCAGAUUCUUUCAAGCAGCUAACAAACCUAAUGUCUUUAAAUUUGUCAAAUUGUAAAAUGCUUUUUUCACUACCUACUGGUUUUGGCAAUUUAAUUUGCUUGCAGAAUAUAAAUCUGAAAUCUUGCAUCCAGUUGAGAACAUUACCAGAUUCUUUCAAACAGUUGAUAAACCUAGAAGAUCUAAAUUUGUCAGGCUGUGCAAAGCUUGAAUUGAGAUCAGAUAUCAUGGAAAACAUCAGGAAGCUCAAGGUUUUGAACCUUAGUGAUUGCAAGGAAUUGGAAGAUUUACCUCAUCAAAUCAUAUAUCAGGAGUCAUUGACUAAAUUAUAUCUACAAGGUUGUAUCAAGUUAAGAGCUGUACCGACAAACAUCAGCAAACUGAGCAAGUUAGAUUUGCUAACAAUUGAGACUCUGGUAUGGAAAAGCUUUCAAACUUCUCUUGUAAACUCAUCCUCUUUGAAGAGCAUUGAAAUUUUAAGUUCCGGAAGUAAAAUUGAUUCUAAUGCCAGGGCUGCUUCCUCACUUAAAACGCUAAAGGAACCUGACAUCGAAGACUGCAAACAAUUCUCCACGAUAUCAAUUUCCAAUGAGACUUUUCCCAUCCUUGAAACAUUCGUGGUUAGGAUGAAUCACUACUUCGUGGAGAUAGAGACGCUGCCAGUGUCGCUCAAAAUUCUAGAAAUAUACUCUUGCAAUUUGCUGAAGAACAUCACGUGUAUUAAAGAUCUGGUAAACCUUGAGGUUCUGACAAUAUGCGAUUGUCUGCAGAUAGAAGAACUUUCAAGCUUUGCUGAUUUGGUUUCACUAAAAGAAUUUAGAAUAAGAAAUUGCCCCAAAAUUGAGAAAAUGGAAGGUUUGGAGCACUCAAAGUCAUUGAAGGUACUGAUCGUGCAAACCUGCUGGAAGGUGCCAGGUAUACAGAGUUUAGAGAAAGUGGAACGAUUGGAAGAACUGGAGCUCAAAUGUGACACCAUAUCAGCUCUGAAACCUUGUAUUCAGUCUAUACAGGUGAAGGGUUGUCCAAGGAAGAUCUGGAUACAAGGCAGAGUGAUCCGGCUGGUGAAGCCAAUUGUAAACUCUUUGGAAUUUCCUGAUCUUGCGGUUAGGGAGGUGGAGGAGCUACCUGAUGUAGACAAGAUUCUAGAUGAGUGUGAUUUCAAUGCUCUUUUGUGCUAUGCUGAGGAGAUUGAUGAGGAGAGAAAAGUGGUACAUAUAUAUGUGGUAAAUACAUGUCCAUAUGACUAUCAAAAGAACUUAGCCAAAAGUUUCUUCCGCAUAAUUGAAGGAAACUUGCAAGGAAAGAAAGCAAUGCUAGUGAUGGGCAAAGAAGGAAGAGUUGUGGAGGCCUUUUACCAAUUAUUGGAAUUCCUGGAAGGGUAGGCUUAUUUUACAUACUCUUAGUCUUGUCUGUUCAGGUGGCACAUGUGAGGUCCCCUUAAUCCAUUCCUUUUGCCAAUGCCUGUUUCUACUCACCUAAGUCAUCUCGCUAACCAUUACAUUCACCAGUUAGCCGCCUAGCUCCCACGCAUACAUCAAACCAAACUCAAACUCACUGUUCCAGUUCCUGCCCAGAUUACAUUUGUCAGGGUACUCCCAGCCUGUGCCAAAAUGGGAACUUUGAAAUAGGGUAUAGAUAUCCAUAUAAGCAUAAAGCAUACAAGAAUUUUGUCAGAUGUUGUAGUUGGAAAUCCUCUGGUAGACAUGUAUGCAAAGUGUGGAAGUGUAGACAAGGCAUCAGAAAGAUAUCAUCUCAUAAAAUGCCAUGAUUGCAGAAUAUACACAAAAUGGAUUUGUUUUAAAGGCUUUAGAAAGUUUCAAGCAAAUGCAAUUGGCAGGAUUAGAGGAAGACUCUCCAACAUUUACCAGCAUCCUCCCUGCUUGUGCCAAAAUGGGAGCUUUAGAACAAGGUAUGACAUCCAUCAAAGGAUAAAGGACAGGAAUUUUGUCAGAUGUUGUAGUUGCAACUGCCCUAGAAGACAUCUAUGCAAAAUGUGGAAGCAUAGAAAAGGCACAUGAACUGUUUGACAGAAUGCCUCAGAGAUGUCAUCUCAUGGAAUGCCAUGAAUGUAGGAUAUCCAAAAUGUGGAAGCAUGGAUCAGACACGUGAACUUUUUAACAAAAUGCUUCAAAGAAAUGUGUGUGCAUGUUUUAAAAAGGCUUUAGAAACUUUCAAGCAAAUGCAAUUGGCAGGUGUAAAGCUAGACUCUGCAAACUUUGUCAGCAUCCAUAUAGUGUGUGCCAAAUUAUCAUAUAAAUUUACAUAUUGAAAC
Messenger RNA from Cryptomeria japonica (Japanese cedar), 5113 nucleotides. Its product is annotated as disease resistance protein TAO1. Gene Ontology annotation, biological process: defense response; signal transduction. The transcript is spliced from 5 exons. The record is from RefSeq and is a predicted model, not a curated record. Lineage: Eukaryota; Viridiplantae; Streptophyta; Pinopsida; Cupressales; Cupressaceae. Gene Ontology annotation, molecular function: protein binding; ADP binding. The coding region runs from base 111 to 4223 and encodes 1370 amino acids.